This is a messenger RNA of Monopterus albus (swamp eel), 456 nucleotides long. RefSeq names its product ubiquinol-cytochrome c reductase, complex III subunit VII (gene uqcrq). The record is from RefSeq and is a predicted model, not a curated record. The coding region runs from base 117 to 365 and encodes 82 amino acids. Lineage: Eukaryota; Metazoa; Chordata; Actinopteri; Synbranchiformes; Synbranchidae. Gene Ontology annotation, biological process: mitochondrial electron transport, ubiquinol to cytochrome c. The transcript has 3 exons. Gene Ontology annotation, cellular component: respiratory chain complex III.
AUUUGAUUAAAUGACCACCACGUUUCAAGGGUUGUUAGGAGCUAGCUAGCAGCUAAAGCCUACUGAAGCUAGUUCUAGCACGUCUUGCGUCCUUUAAGAUCAGCUCUCCAGGGAACAUGGGCCUCCACUUUGGAGACUUGGCCAGGAUCAGGCAUAUAAUCACAUACAGUCUGUCCCCGUUUGAGCAGAGGGCUUUUGCCAACUACUUCUCCAAGGCAAUCCCUAAUGUAUGGAGAAGGUUCAGAUCCUCCGUCUUCAGAGUUGCCCCCCCUAUGAUUGUUGCAUACGUGGUAUAUGAAUGGGGCACCGCUGCCCAUAAGCAGAGCAAGAGGAAGAAUCCUGCUGACUAUGAGAAUGAUGAAUGAACUCCUGCCACCUUAAUGAAAGCAGACCAUUGUCAUGGAUUCCAACUCUUUAUGUUUAACCAAUAAAAAUGUAAAAUAUUUGUCAAGUCAA